AUGGAGCCCUGGAAGCAGUGCGGGCAGUGGCUGAUCAGCUGCAAGGUGCUGCCGCCCAACCACCGGGUGACCUGGGACACGGCCCAGGUCUUCGACCUGGCGCAGACGCUGCGUGACGGCGUCUUGCUCUGCCAGCUCCUCAACAACCUGCGUAGCCACUCCAUCAACCUCAAGGAGAUCAACCUGCGCCCGCAGAUGUCCCAGUUUCUUUGCUUGAAGAAUAUAAGGACUUUUCUUUCGGCAUGCUGUGAAAUAUUUGGGAUGAAGAAAAGUGAACUUUUUGAAGCAUUCGAUUUGUUUGAUGUGAGAGAUUUCGGAAAGGUGAUAGAAACCCUUUCGAAACUUUCUCGCACUCCUAUUGCAUUAGGCACAGGAAUAAGGCCUUUCCCUACAGAAGAAAGUGUUGAUGAUGAUGAUGAUGUCUACAAAGCUCUUCCUGAUUUAAUAGAUGAAACUGGCGUUGAUGAAGAUGAGGAGUUGUAUGAUUGUGUCUAUGGAGAAGAUGAAGGUGGGGAGGUUUAUGAAGACCUAAUGAAAGAUGAAGCAGCCCAGCAACCUAAAUACACUGAAAAUGACAUAAGAAGCUGUUGUCUUGCUGAAAUAAAGCAAACUGAAGAGAAAUACACUGAAACUCUGGAGUCAAUAGAGAAAUUUUUCAUGGUGCCAUUGAAAAGGUUUCUGUCAGCAUCAGAGUUUGAUACAGUUUUCAUCAACAUUCCUGAUUUGGUGAAAAUUCACAGGAAUCUGACACAGGACAUCAAUGAUUCCAUUGUUAACAAAAAUGAUCAGAACCUAUAUCAGAUUUUUAUUAACUACAAGGAAAGGUUGGUUAUUUAUGGACAGUACUGCAGUCAGGUGGAGAUAGCAAUAUCGUGUUUAGACAACAUCUCUAAGACAAAAGAAGAUGUUAAAUUGAAAUUAGAGGAAUGUUCCAAGAGGGCCAAUAAUGGGAAGUUUACCUUGCGGGAUCUUUUAGUGGUUCCAAUGCAGAGAGUGCUAAAAUAUCACCUGCUACUCCAGGAGCUGGUAAAGCACACUGCAGAUCCCAUGGAGAAAGCAAAUCUAAAACUGGCACUGGAUGCAAUGAAGGACUUGGCUCAGUAUGUAAAUGAAGUGAAGAGAGAUAAUGAAACGCUGCGUGAAAUUAGACAGUUUCAGCUAUCAAUAGAGAAUUUGAAUCAUUCCCUCUUACAGUAUGGAAGACCUCAAGGUGAUGGGGAAAUAAGGAUAACUACAUUAGACAAACGUGCAAGGCAAGACAGGCAUAUCUUCCUGUUUGAUCUAGCUGUAAUUGUUUGCAAACGGAGAGGUGACAAUUAUGAAAUGAAGGAAAUAAUAGAUCUUCAGAAAUACAAAAUAACAAAUAACCCCACUACUGAUAAAGAAAAUAAGAAGUGGUCUUACGGCUUCUACCUCAUUCAUAUCCAAGGCCAAAAUGGUUUAGAAGUUUAUUGCAAAACUAAAGACUUGAAGAAAAAAUGGCUGGAACAGUUUCAGAUGGCUCUGUCAAACAUACGGCCAGACUAUGCAGAUACAAGCUUUCAUGAGUUCAAAAUGCAUACCUUCAGUCGUGUGACAUCUUGCAAAGUCUGUCAGAUGCUUCUGAGGGGAACAUUUUAUCAAGGGUAUUUAUGUUCCAAGUGUGGAGCUGGAGCACACAAAGAAUGUUUAGGAAGAUUAGACAAUUGUGGCAGAGCUAAUUCAGGUGAACACGGGAACCUGAAACAUGAGAAACGAACAAAUGGAAUUAGAAGAAACUCUAGGCAUGUGGACCCAGGCUUGCCAAAAAUGCAAGUUAUUCAAAACUACAAUGGAAUACCCCAGCCAGCAACACAAGAUGGUCCACCGUUGCAUAUCCAGAUUGGGGACACUAUUGAACUAAUUAGAGGAGAUGCACAUAGCUUAUUUUGGCAGGGCAGAAAUUUAACAACGGGAGAACUUGGAUUCUUCCCAAGUGAUGCAGUAAAGCCUAGUCCCUGUGUUCCUAAACCAGUAGACUACUCUGCACAACUGUGGUUUGCAGGAGCAAUGGAAAGAUUGCAAGCAGAGAGUGAACUUAUCAACAGAGUAAAUAGCACUUACCUAGUGCGGCACAGAACCAAAGAGUCAGGAGAAUAUGCUAUUAGCAUUAAGUACAAUAAUGAAGUGAAACACAUCAAGAUUUUAACAAGAGAUGGCUUUUUCCACAUUGCAGAAAACAGGAAAUUUAAAAACUUAAUGGAACUUGUAGAAUACUAUAAGCACCACUCUCUCAAAGAAGGCUUUCGAAGUUUGGAUACUACUCUUCAGUUUCCGUACAAAGAAUCUGAAAAUUCAGUGGGACAAAGAAGUAACAGAACAGGGGGCAACUCCCAUUCUUUGUUCUGUGGGUUUUCUUUUGUAACUCCUCCAGACUACAGCUUUGUUCCCCCUUCCUCCACUCCUUUCUGGUCAGUGCUAAGCCCGAAGGUGAUAGGCAUUGCCAUAGCCAGGUAUGACUUCUGUGCAAGAGACAUGAGAGAACUGUCCUUACUGAAAGGGGAUGUUGUGAAAAUUUAUACAAAAAUGAGUGCAAAUGGCUGGUGGAGAGGUGAAGUAAAUGGAAGGGUGGGCUGGUUUCCAUCAACUUAUGUUGAAGAGGAUGAAUGA
Messenger RNA from Indicator indicator, 2628 nucleotides. It is a transcript of the gene VAV3, whose product is annotated as vav guanine nucleotide exchange factor 3. Gene Ontology annotation, biological process: intracellular signal transduction; cell migration; regulation of GTPase activity. The record is from RefSeq and is a predicted model, not a curated record. The transcript is spliced from 28 exons. Gene Ontology annotation, molecular function: guanyl-nucleotide exchange factor activity; protein binding. Gene Ontology annotation, cellular component: plasma membrane; cytoplasm. Bases 1 to 2628 code for a protein of 875 amino acids. Lineage: Eukaryota; Metazoa; Chordata; Aves; Piciformes; Indicatoridae.